Molecule: messenger RNA, 794 nt
Organism: Jatropha curcas
Lineage: Eukaryota; Viridiplantae; Streptophyta; Magnoliopsida; Malpighiales; Euphorbiaceae
Source: RefSeq, a predicted model, not a curated record
CCUCUCUUCUCUCAGUACUACUCCUUUUCAUGCUCUGUUUUCUUUACUAUUUUCAUUUAUAUUUUUUAAAAUCUUUUGCUCUCUCUCUCUUUCUUUCACUCAAAGACAGAUACUGGCAUUAGCUUAUGAGCAUCAAUUGGUCUCUCUAUGGGUUUGUCAUGUGGGGAGCAUGAUGGUGGUAAGAGAGAAAGUGAAGUUGCAUUAGUAGAUGAGAUCAGACAAAGGAGUAGUCAAAGUCAAAUGGAUCAUAUGCAAAUUAAUAGUGUAUCUGUAGAAUUUGAUGUUGAUUUUUGGCCAGUUGAACACCCAAUGGAGCCUCAAGAUGAAGAUCGCCCUGUCAAAUGUCCAAUACCAACAUCUUCUGUUCUCAAUGAUGGGAGAGUGCAUGAGGAGAGAAAUGGUGAAAGCUUGAGGAAAAGAGCAGAGGUUUCAACAAUGGUGAACAAAGAAGGGAUUGUUAUUGUUGGUGCAGAGCCUCCAGUUGGAGCAGUGCGUAAAAGACACCAUACUCUUACCAAUGGAGAUCAUGUUAUUACUCCUUUAAGAAGAAUGCCUUCUCUUCCUCCUCUACCAGCCCAGAAUGUCACUAUCUUUCAAAUGCUUCAGCAAUUAGAUGAGUUUGAGUGUUAGAAUGGUGCGUAUAUAUAUAUAAAUUGAGUUUCUAUUUCUUAUCCUUUCUUUCUUAUGUUGUUGUUUUUAAUUCGUUCCUUUACGGAGUGAUGAGAACAUUCUCUUCUUGAUUAGAUGAUAAUUUAGCUUCAACAGAGAAGGGGGAAAAAAAAAAAAAAAAAAAA